Microdochium trichocladiopsis is the source of this 1431-nucleotide messenger RNA. RefSeq lists its product as uncharacterized. The coding region runs from base 1 to 1431 and encodes 476 amino acids. The record is from RefSeq and is a predicted model, not a curated record. The transcript has 2 exons. NCBI's taxonomy places the organism in Eukaryota, Fungi, Ascomycota, Sordariomycetes, Xylariales, Microdochiaceae. Gene Ontology annotation, molecular function: FAD binding.
AUGGCACCACUCAAGGUUGCCAUCGUCGGCGGCGGCAUGGCAGGCGCUAAUCUGGCCAAUGGGCUAAUAAACCAAUCUUCCGAUCUCGUCCAAGUAACCGUCUACGAACGCGCUGUCGAGAGUGACGCCCACGGAGGCUACCAAAUCCGCCUGGGAGCGCUGGCUCUCGCUGGCUUUCGCGCCUGUCUGACACCGAAACAGUUCGGGGAUCUCUUGCUGCUCUUUGGGCAGUCUAGUGGCGCCGCGCUAUCUGCGCCCUGCAUCUUCAAUCCUUCCGACAUGCGCGUCCUGGUCGACCUGAGCACGGCACCGACCUAUGAGAAGAGCGCGCCAAUCUCGCGCAUCCGGCUCCGCGACUAUCUGCAGGAGCCGCUCAAAGAAAAGGGCGUCAUCAAGUAUGGCAUGAAGUGCACGAGGUACGAGAUCCUCAAGGGCAGCAAGCCCGGGCGCAGUCAUGUGCGCGUGCAUUUUGCCGACGGCACGCAUGACGACUCCGACAUCCUCAUUGCAGCCGAGGGCAGCGGUAGCAAGAUCAACAAGCAGAUUGGCCUAGAUAAUAUUGUCGAACGGGCCCUCCCUGGCGGAGAUCUACUACUCGGCAAAUGCAACCUCUCGUGGGACGUCCUGCUCUCGCUGCCCAAGGGACUACUCGAAAAGGGCUCAAUCUACACAAGCAACUCAGUGGGAACCAUCUUUGCUGCAGCCUAUCUCCCGCCGAGUCUCAGCACCCCCGAGCGGCGCGAGGCGGUCAGUGGGUCAGUCAGCGGCUGGGACAAGCCACUCCGAUAUGACGAGCAGCAGGCGUCGAUGUACCUUAUCGUCGGGUGGGCCACCGAUGAACUCAGCAAGGAUUUCGGUUCACAGCCCGACAAGAAAGCCUAUUUGCGACAGAAAUUGGCCGGAGCCGGCUUUCACCCGGAGUUCCACAAGCUCGUCGAUACCGUCGACGAAGAUGAGUUCGUCACAACACCAUCUCGAUCCUCCAAGCUCAACACGCGUGUGGACUGGAGGCGACGCCUUAUAGCUAGCGGUGACCAUGAGCUAGAAAUUGCGAAUCCUCGGGUGUGGCUGAUCGGAGAUUCGAUCCAUGUGAUGCUCCCGUCCAGAGGCAUGGGUGCCAACAACGCCCUGUGCGAUACCGCCGACGCACUGCCGCCGCUUCUGCAACUGGCAGAACAGCAUUCCUCUGCUGGUUUCAUCACAGAUGACGAGGUCUCUAGGCAGCUGGCCAAGUAUGAGCAGGUCAUGGUUCCAAGAGCCUUUGGAUGGGUCAAGAAGAGUAUGAAUCAAAAGCUACCCGACCUGGAAAGCACGAAGGGUAAGAUGAUUAUCGUCGUGCUGCGAGUCGGCAUAUUCUUCCAGAACUUCAUCAUGGGGACUCUAAAGCUCAUUGGCUGGCAGCAAAAGGACGAUGCCCCCGAAUUUGCUUAG